CCGGCACCGCCGACGGGACUGCGCUUCCCGUCCGCCUCCGCGCCGCCGGCAGCGAGAGCUCCGCCGCCAUGGGUUGGGGGACGCGGUUGGGCGUCCUGGGGAGCCUAGCUCUAUGGGCGCAGGGCCGGCGGCGGGCGGCGGCGUCUGGCGGCGCCCCGGAGGAGGGCGGCGGGGAGCGGCGGGGCCUGGAGCUGAAGCUGGUGCAGGUGGUGUUCCGGCAUGGGGCGCGCACCCCGCUGCGGCCACUGCCGGGGGCGGCGCCGCAGGUGGAAUGGCACCCCAGUCUUUUAGAUGUGCCUGCCCAGACUAAGUUUGAUUACAUGGUGACUGACCUCAAUGGAGGGCCUCAGCCUCCCUCGCCCCAUGAGGAGCGAUACAAAAAGACCACAUUCAAGGGUGGUGCAAUUGCAGGACAGCUGACAACAGUAGGGAUGCAGCAGAUGUUUGCCCUGGGGGAAAGGCUGAGGAGAAGCUACGUGGAAGAAGCCAACUUUCUCUCACCAACACUUAGGCCUGCUGAGGUUUUCAUCCGUUCCACUAAUAUUUUCCGGAAUCUGGAGUCCACACGGUGCCUGCUAGCUGGGCUGUACCAACAGCAGAAAGAAGGAUCUGUUGUCAUUGUCACCGAUGAAGCAAACUCUGACAUCCUCUACCCCAAUUACAACAACUGCCAGCGCCUGAAAUGCUUGAGCAGGCAUAAGUGGAAGAAUGCUCUGCACCAGCCGGGUAUCUCUGAUGACUUGAAAACAAUUAAGGAGAAGAUGGGUAUUGAUGGUGAGAAGUCUGUGGAUUUUUUUCUCCUCCAUGAUAACAUUUUUGCUGAGCAGGUGCACAAUUUGCCAAGCUGCCCUGUGCUGAAGAACUUUCAGCAGACAGUUGAGCGUCGAGCUGUGGACUCGCUGCUUUUCGUUCUGGAAGUCGAUUCAAGAGAAGUUCUUCAGAUGAACGUUGGUCCUCUUUUCUAUACCUUACAGAAGAACAUUACAGAAGCAGUAGAUCCCUCAUCUCCAGCUGAAAAGGCCAGAAAGCUCAUUCUCUAUGCUUCUCAUGACAUUACCCUCACUGCUCUCCUGGUGGCACUGGGCACCUUUGAUCACAAGUGGCCACCUUACGCUGCAGAUAUGAUCCUGGAAUUGUACCAGCACCAGCAGACCAAAGAGUGGUUUGUUCGCGUGUCUUACUGUGGAAAGGAACAACUGGUGAAAGGAUGUAGAGCAGGUCUCUGCCCACUUGAAGAAUUUCUAGAAGUUCUUUCACAGUACUCAGUCAGUCCAGAGGAGUACAAUAACCUGUGCUCCCAAAACAGAGGGGAAUCAGCAAACUGACUCAUAAAUAAGUUGUCUUAAAUUAAAAAUAGUUUUUGUCACAA
This is a messenger RNA of Calidris pugnax (ruff), 1369 nucleotides long. RefSeq names its product acid phosphatase 6, lysophosphatidic (gene ACP6). Gene Ontology annotation, molecular function: phosphatase activity. Bases 69 to 1325 code for a protein of 418 amino acids. The transcript is spliced from 10 exons. NCBI's taxonomy places the organism in Eukaryota, Metazoa, Chordata, Aves, Charadriiformes, Scolopacidae. The record is from RefSeq and is a predicted model, not a curated record. Gene Ontology annotation, biological process: dephosphorylation.